AAGAUUCGAAUGCAUCUCUAAAAAAUGGGAGAUCACUGUGCACCUGGAAAAUGUGAUUGCUCGUCUUCGGCAACUAUUGAUUCAUCUGAUUUGUUCAGCUUGUUUUUGAAAAUUGACAUGGAUAAUCUAGUAUGCCUCAAUGAGCUCGAGCCAGGAAGCGCUAAAACAGUCUUCAGGCCAUGGGAUGAGAGAUUAUCGACUGGGCCGUGCGUGAAAAGCGAUGUUGAUGAAGAACUGUUAUUUAACAUACCUUUCUGCGGAAUAGUACGUCUUAAAAAGUUAACUGUCAUAGGUCCGGAUGAUUCCUCUCAUCCAAAAACGGUGCGGCUCUUUAACGCGAAAAAACCGCUCGAGUUUGACGAAGCUUCCAAUAUUGAUGUAAGCCAAACCAUAAAGCUAAGUAUAGAUACAGAAGGCGCAUUGCAUUAUCCGGUAAAGCAAACAAAGUUUCAGAAUUUAUCGAUGCUUUCACUUCAUUUUUCCGAUAAUUUUGGAGAUGAUUCGACACAAAUAAAUUUUAUUGGGUUGCAAGGUGACUACAUAAGAGAUUUCCGCCCCGAGUUAACGAUAACGAGUUACGAAAUUGCGGCGAACCCAGCUGAUCACAAAGCGUCAUCCCAAAAUUUUGUUCCACACGGAAUUUCCUGAAGAUUGUUUGAAUUAUUCAGUGAACAAUACUCAGUUGAAUAAACUGUUGCAGUUCCGUUUAUAAAAUAUCCAUUUGCUGACCAAUUCCACUACCACUGUUAUAUUGGGAUUAGUACCCUUGCGAUAAGCAAGGGUAUUGCAAUCGGGUACCAGACUUUUUUCCCGUAAAUCACUUUGUUCACAGGACGUCUGGCCUCAUCUCUAGUGGUACCUUGUAUCAUAAUGUAAAUUGUUUCUGUUGCAAAUAAUUAAUUUUUCGGCCAAUUAUUU
Messenger RNA from Symsagittifera roscoffensis, 918 nucleotides. Its product is annotated as PITH domain-containing protein 1-like. Gene Ontology annotation, cellular component: nucleus. Bases 25 to 648 code for a protein of 207 amino acids. The transcript has a single exon. The record is from RefSeq and is a predicted model, not a curated record. Lineage: Eukaryota; Metazoa; Xenacoelomorpha; Acoela; Convolutidae.